Molecule: messenger RNA, 1309 nt
Organism: Protomyces lactucae-debilis
Lineage: Eukaryota; Fungi; Ascomycota; Taphrinomycetes; Taphrinales; Protomycetaceae
Exons: 1
Coding region: 214-1077 (287 amino acids)
Source: RefSeq, a predicted model, not a curated record
AAAAAUCGAAGAUUGUGGCAUUCUGCGAGCUUUGCAAGGAGCGUAUCCCAAGAUCGCAAUGUGAUGCGAAAGCACAGCAUAGCCACUGGUUCAUCAAACAUGGCGCCGAGGAAGGAGCGCAAGGUCGCACAUUGCGAUGGAUGGCUUACCUUUUGCGAGCGGCGGGAAUGGACGGCAGCGGCCCGAUGAGCUUGAAUACCUUCGGCAUAAUGGAUGAGGUUCCUACUUCAGCCAAGAACACGGAUGCUGCAAAGUGGUCCAGGUGCCAAAACAACAGGGUUGAGUCUCUCCUCACAUACACGAACAUACACGAAAAGCUGUGAAGCAAGGACUACGAGCCACAAGAAGAAGGUGCCUAUGAAGAGAAAUGCGGCGGAUGACGACACUGCAAGUCUGUCGAGGAAGGCUGUGAAAGUCGCAAAUCAAGCAGCCUUGCCAAGCACGUUUCAAGUGGAGCCAAGUCUGAUGCUUGUCAUCUUCUCUUUUUUCUUCCCCCUCUCGGACGCGAUCAUGAGCCAGGCCAAGGAGACGCUCAACCCAUUGGAUGUGUUAGGCACUGUGGUCUGCGGCAAUGUUGAAGACUUCUUGGCCCUUUAUCUCCAAUAUGCCACCCGUAUCAGGGAGGAAUUGCAGAAACCAAAAGAGGGCCAGUCUCUUGGAAGUGCGUGGUGCGAGGAUUAUGCCGGAUUUUGGCGCCGAUUCGUUGCUUACGCAUGCCUGAUUUGUCAGAGCGAUGCAAUGGACGAGAGAGAAAAGGACUUGACCUGUUUGUUGCGCUUGGUGUCGCUCAACAAAGCGCACAUUGCGAAGGAGACCCCGCAUAUUGGCAAGUUGGAGGAAAGGACCCUCAAAAGCGCCUAUAACCUUUUCAAAGACGGCGGGCGGCGUACUUCAAGCUUGCACAGAGCCCUCAUUGUCGAAGCUCCAGGUAUUGAGGUACACUUGACAGAGAUAGGUACACGUCUUAUGCUAGCGGUCCUAAUGGAGAACGGAUCCAAGGAAUGGCACGAUACCGUAGGCAUAAAGCUUCUACAGAUGAGCACACCAUCAGAGCCUUGCUCGAAAGCUUGUCUGUAAAUGCCGCAAUAAAAGCUCGCCGUCCGCGUUAGACUGUGCAACCUCACCUGUAUUGCUGUACCCGUGGAUGUCGCUGUCGUUGUAAGCAGUAGCUGCUACUGUACUUCCGUGCAAGCGGAAACAAGAUCUGAAGACCAUGUCGAUGAUAGCACAGACUUGUAGCAGUUCGCUUCUCACACAUAUAGCAGGUAGCAUUUGCUCCUAGGCCAUGCUCGGCCCCUUUCAUCCUUUC